UACGUCAAGAGUCGGCGGAAUGUAUAAAAGCCAGCCGCUUUCGUGCCGAGAUUCAUUCCCUACCAAAGAUCUUUUGUCAAACCAAAGACAUCUCCCGUGAAUCAGAAGCUAUACAACAGCUGCAACCAUGAAGUUCUUCGUCAGUGCUGCUGUUUGCGCCCUCGUGGCCUGCACUGUCUUCGCUGAAGACGCGAAAAAGAAAGACGAGAAGAAGGACGUGGAGGCCCGUGGAGGCAUCCUGGGUGCUGGAGUCGGACUUGGUGGCGUUGGUGGUGGAUACGGCGCUGGAGUUGGCCCUGGUCUCGUCGGUGCCGGUCUAGGAGGGGCUGGCCUCGGUGGAGCUGGUCUAGCCGGAGCCGGUUACGGUGGAGCAGGCCUCGGUGGAGCUGGUCUUGCCGGAGCCGGUUACGGCGGAGCAGGCCUCGGGGGAGCUGGCCUAGCCGGAGCCGGUUAUGGGGGAGCAGGCCUCGCUGGAGCCGGUCUCAGUGGUGCUUGGACUUGCGGGUCCCGCACUCGUUGGCCCUGGAGUCGCAGGCGCCGGAGUUGUGGGCAGCCCAGCUCUCGUUGGUGCCGGUCUUGGACACGGCGUUGGCGUCGGCCACGGCGUCGGCGGUGGUUACCAGUCCGGCUACGGAUCUUCAGCGGGAGGUCAUCAGUCUGGAUAUCAGGGCGGCGCCUCUGGACACAACCAGGGAUCCGGAGCAUUCGCCGGUGGAGCGUCUCACAGCAAGGUUAACGCCUACAACAACAACCAGGGCUACAGCCACAGCUCCGGCUUCUCGUCCAGCGACAGCAAGAAAUUCGGUUCUGGCUUCAACCAGGGAUCUUCUGGUUUCAAAAAUGGCGCUGCGGGACACCAGGCCGGUUUUGGACAGUCCUCGUACGGCAAGACUGCCGGUGUUGGAGUUGGUGGCGUCGGUCUCCAUGGUUAAAUGUAGGUGCCACUGCUCAGGCUGCAGAAGCAAUGUGUAGUGUUAGGGCAUUUCAUUUUGUUGCCCUCAGGACGCAUAAACAAGGCUCUGAUCAGUUCUUGCUGGGAAAUUAUCUUAAUGUGCUAACUUUAGUAACUUACAGAAUGAGAAUGUGCCGAAGCAAAUUUAGUAGACAAAGAGACCAUUCUUCAGGUCGGUUAAUCGUCACUAAUUUGCUUAUUCAAAAGUACAAUUGUUUUACACAUAAUUUUGUGUUGAAAAUGAAAGGAAGGCUUCAUUAAAGUCAUGUACUUUCCUCCUAGAUUAUGUCUACAUGCAGUCUUAUACAGUGAGGUGUGGAAUAUAAUGAACGUGUCUUU
Molecule: messenger RNA, 1291 nt
Organism: Dermacentor silvarum
Lineage: Eukaryota; Metazoa; Arthropoda; Arachnida; Ixodida; Ixodidae
Product: acanthoscurrin-1
Exons: 2
Coding region: 128-736 (202 amino acids)
Source: RefSeq, a predicted model, not a curated record